CUAGCCAGCUGAGUUUUCCCGAUUUUGCGGGAAUACAGUUGAGUCAGCAUGGCCGCUAUUACGGACCCAGUCAACCCCUCCAAUUGCGACGUGGUGGUUGACUUUGGUUUACCAACUCCGCCGACCACCGAUCCUGUCGAUGAAUUAAACUCUCUUACCGUGCUAGAUGUUUUAGACGCAGAUUCUCGUCCGACCUUUGUUCUCGACCUUGAUCCCGACACAAGCCCCGAGCGAUUGGAAGGAAUCGUGCCCGUGUUUUGCAACGCCGCCCUCCGACAGCACGAGCUUUUGUUCGACGGCAUUGUCGGCCCCGACGCCUGCGGAGUUGCCGAGCCCUCCUCGGAUGGCACACCCGAGACGAAUAACCAUUAUUCCUAUCACGACUUUCGCCGUUGGGCCACGGGUGUCACCCCUCACGAUGACAGCAAAGACGUCUUUCCCCUGUCGAUCCUCUACGCAGAUCUGCUUUGGACCGGCUCCACCGUCCAUAAGCGCUGGCGCAUCGUCAGUGGUAACAGAUUAUGGCGGUUUGCCGAUACCGAUGCAGAUUCUACACUGGCCGAGUUGAACCCGGAUGGGAAGGCCACUUCGCCGUUUAGUUCACAACGUGGCGGUCGUUCUCCAGAGGACAGAUUGAGGAGACAGGUUAGCAAGGAUGUGACAGUCAAGGGUCAAAAGCAGGAAGAGAGGGCCAAAAGUCCACCGGUCACGCAGGAGAGAAAGAAAUCUAUUGCGUUGGACGUUGUCGAUAAGCCAGUCUUGACUAUCGCUGUACCACCAGACACAUCACCCGGCGCGACUCUCGUCUCGUCCUCACGACCUGCCAACUCUCUGACGUCUUACUUUCCACCCGACGGUAGCUCUAAUGACACCGGCACCGGCACCGGCAGCUCUUCAUAUCAACCAACAAUACCUUUAAAGGCAUCAGUACCUGAAAAGGCAGUGGCCGAUUGGACGGUGCCUGAAGACAAACUACAAGGAGUGCUAUCGGAGCACCUUAAAUUCGCCAGAUCGGUCAACUGGGCCAACACACCUUUGGGGCCUAUGGAGUCUUGGUCAGCCGAGUUUCGCCAGGUUGCGAAUUUGGUCAUGACGAAUCCAUUCCCCGCAGCCCUCUUUUGGGGUAGUGAGCUUACGAUGCUGUACAACGAGGCAUACGCGCGUGAGGUCGCUGGCAACAAACACCCUUCGCUUAUGGGGACAGGCUUUUCGGGCCCUUUUGCUGAGCUUUGGGAUUAUGCCGGCCCCGUGUUUGCCGAAUGCGCGAGGACCGGCGUGGCUGUGCGCAAGGAGAACGACUAUCUACCCAUCGAUAGACAUGGUUUGUUGGAGGAGACGUUUUAUACGUGGGGCUUCGUUCCGCUGUAUGGUGGUACCAGUCGGAUCCUUGGUUUUUACAACGCACCGUUCGAGACUACAACCCAGGUGCUGAACCAGCGCUAUUUGACAACCAUCAACAACCUAGGCGCUCAUGCAGCCCACGCCAAGACAGUCAAGCAGUUCUGGAAACGAGUGUUGGAAUCUCUCCAGGAAAACAUCUUUGACGUUCCUUUUGCGCUCUUGUAUUCUGUUGGCGACUCGGGCGAGGAAGAAGAAAACGUAUCAACUUCUUCAGGAAGCACAUUAUCCCUCAAAUCGUGCUAUCUCGAAGGCACAAUCGCGGUUCCGGAGGGCCACGUCGCUGCGCCCAAGCAGCUAGAUUUGAAGCGAUCUUGGGAAGGUUUCGUUCCGACUUUCCGUGAGGCCAUGCGGACCAGAGAGCCGACCCUCCUACAUACACGGGACGGCACACUACCCGAGUCCCUCCUGGAGGGAAUCACCUGGAGAGGGUUUGGCGACCCUUGUCGUGAGGCCGUCAUCUUCCCCGUACGUCCAACUAAUGGUGACGUCGUUAUGGCAUUUCUCGUUUUGGGCGUUAACCCUAGACGCCCUCUGGACGACGCUCAUCGGGCUUUUAUCAGCAUGCUUAACCGGCAGCUGGCAACAUCCCUUGCCUCGGCCAUCUUGUUCGAGGACGAAGUCCGUCGCAGUAAAAACGCGGCCGAAAGGGCGGCUCACGAAAAGGAGAUGUUGACGGAACAACUUACCCUACAGGCUAACCGCUUGAGGCGCAUGACGGAAAUGUCGCCGUUGGGAAUGUUCCUGAUCGACCCGGAUGGGGUUCUUAGAGAGGCCAACGACAGGUUCUAUGAAAUGACAGGUAUCCCACGCGACAGGACCGAAACUGAGCUUGCGUGGCUUGAUUUUGUUCAUGACAAUAGCAGGGCCUUGGCCGAGGAUGGAUGGUCGAGGCUGGUAAAGGGGGCGUCGGAUAAGAAUCCUUCGUCCACGGAUAAAUUCUCAUGGUCGACUGAGAUGCAAAUCAAGCAACGCAGCGUAAACGCCAGCCCCGUCAACCUUCACGGUGAAGCCAUCGAUUUUUGGGUCUUGAUCAACGCGCAUUCGGAAUUCGCCAACGACGGUUCCCUUCGUUCCAUCAUGGGCUCCAUUACUGAUAUCUCGCAUCUCAAAUGGGCUCAAGGGUUGCAGCAACGCCAGCUCCAAGAGGCCGAAGAGACGCGACGACAGCAGAACGAGUUCAUCGACAUCACAUCUCACGAGAUGCGCAACCCGCUCAGCGCUAUCCUGCAGUGUGCCGACGAUAUUUCAACCGCCCUGGCAGAGUCCUCCAGCACGCAGACGCCCCCAAGGCAUGAAGUUGUCGAGUCUUGUGUCGACUCUGCUCAGACUAUCGCCUUGUGCGUGCAGCAUCAAAAGUCUAUCGUGGAUGACAUCCUUACCAUUUCCAAGCUCGAUUCGAGCUUGUUGCACAUCACGCCGCUUCCGGCCCGCCCUCAGGCAGUCGUCCGCCGUGCUGUGAAAAUGUUUGAUCCAGAGUUGCAGGCCAAAAAGAUCAAGUGCCGAGUCGAGACGGAUCCUUCGUACUCCGAGUUGGCCAUCGAUUGGGUCAUGGUUGACCAGAACCGCACUCGCCAAAUCCUUAUUAACCUGAUUACCAACGCCAUCAAAUUCACGGCGCCCGCCGAGGAGCGCAUUAUUACCGUCAAAGUGGCCGCCUCGACAAACCCUCCCGAUCCGACCCUCACAUGUCCAGAUUUCGAAUACGUCGAACCCAAGCAUACCCCAACCGCCCACGUUUUUGCCGAGGACUGGCCAGCCGACGAAACCGUCUACGUCAGAUUCCAAGUCCAGGACACUGGUUGUGGUCUCAGCCUUCCCGAAAAGCAGAUGCUUUUCCAACGAUUCCGACAAGCCAGCCCACGCACGCACGCGCAGUACGGAGGCUCCGGUCUUGGCCUUUUUAUCUCGAAGCGCCUAGCCGAGCUACACGGCGGCCAGAUUGGCGUCGCGUCGACAGAAGGCAAGGGCAGUCUGUUUGGUUUCUACGUCCAGGCUCGCAGGACGGCGCCUUUGGCGGAGGAUGACGCCGCAAUUAGCGACGCGCAAGGCUUGAGAAUGGAGCAACAUUUGGGAGCCGACUCGUCCACCCUCAGCACCUUGAACAUAACCCCACAGCGGCAGGAUUACGCGGGUGGUUUGGCCGGACCGGAUCAUAACAUGGUGGUCAGGAGCAAGUCCAGUCCUGCUGUACUCAACGACCUCGCCGCCGCCGCCGCCGCCGCCGUCGAGACGCAGCCAAAAAUUCUUGACCCCCGGGAGUUGCACGUUCUGGUGGUCGAAGAUAACCUGAUCAACCAAAAGGUGUUGGCUAGUCAACUUCGCAAAGCUGGAUGCACCGUCCACACAGCCAACGACGGAUUAGAGGCACUGGAGUUUCUCGAAACGACAGCUUUCCGUGUAGGUAACGUGCGCCUGUCGGUUAUCCUAAUGGACCUGGAAAUGCCCAACAUGGAUGGUCUCACUUGCGUGUCCGAGAUUCGGCGAAUGGAGGUGGACGGCAGGAUAGAGACUCACGUCCCCGUCAUAGCCGUCACAGCCAACGUCCGCGACGAGCAGGUUACCGAGGCGAUCAGGAGCGGCAUGGACGACGUGCUGAGCAAACCAUUCCGGGUACCGACGUUGUUUGACAAGAUUGGUGCUUUGUUGCUGGGAGGGGUAAAGGGAUGAGGGCGUUUGUCUGGGAUUCGUGGCUUUUUGUUUCUUUUACUAGCAAAUUAGCAAGGUGUUUGGGGGACCUGGGGAUUUGCAUAGCAUACGAUAAUGCAAAGGGUGCAUAUCUAGGCGGAGUUUGUUGGCUUUGGUGCUUAUUGGUAGAAAUACUAAUAUAUGUGUGGAUUUGUGUGUGGGACUUGUGUAGUCAUAUUGUAAGGUGGCGGACGGGAGAUGAUGAUAUUGAGACGCAAAUAGUGGCAUUUUUCUAUGUGAAAAUCCAUCUAGACCAGGCCUAUGAUUGAUA
This is a messenger RNA of Pyricularia grisea, 4357 nucleotides long. RefSeq lists its product as uncharacterized. Bases 49 to 4068 code for a protein of 1339 amino acids. Gene Ontology annotation, molecular function: phosphorelay sensor kinase activity. NCBI's taxonomy places the organism in Eukaryota, Fungi, Ascomycota, Sordariomycetes, Magnaporthales, Pyriculariaceae. Gene Ontology annotation, biological process: phosphorelay signal transduction system; phosphorylation. The transcript is spliced from 2 exons. The record is from RefSeq and is a predicted model, not a curated record.